GAGCGCAUGCGCCUUGAGAGUCGAGCCAGGUGAGGGGGCUGGGGCUGGGAUUGCCGCGUGGUUGCGCGUUCCAUCCUGCCCCACGUUCCUUAGAGCAGGGGCUAGAGUGCAGCCAGGAAGGAGGGUGUGCACACCUUUACGCGAAUGGCUGAGGCCUUCCGUGGGCAAUCACCCAGGGUAGGAUGGACGACUGCCCAGAGGACCGUUCACUGUACUGGCUGGACAGAGAAACCCAGAAGCGCCUAUGCAGGCAGGGCCAGGAGGUGCUGCAGCGGGCGCAGACGAGAGCUGUCAACUGGUGCUCACUGGCGGAAGACCUUCGGGGAGAAGGGGAGCCAAUGGGCCUGGAUACUGCAUUCAAAACAGUGAUGGAAUACAUGGAUUACGUUUCAAGUCAGUGUGGGAAGUUUCAUGCUCUGGCACCAGAAAAGGUAGCACUGAACCACGUCUGCAGAUAUCACCGAAACCAAUUGAACCCAUCACCUUACCAGUCAAGACAGGAAAAAUCUACAUCCCACGACCCUAGAGAGAGCUACCAAGUAACAAAGAUUGGCCCAGGACUAUCCAGAUUUGACCCAGGACCAUCCAAGUUUGACUCAGGUCCAUCCAGGUUUGACCCAGCAUCAUCCAGGUUUGACCCAAGACCAUCCAGGUUUGACCCAGUAUCAUCCAGGUUUGACCCAGGACCAUCCAAGUUUGGCCCAGGUCCAUCCAGGUUUGACCCAGCAUCAUCCAGGUUUGACCCAAGACCAUCCAGGUUUGACCCAGGAUCUUCCGAGUUUGACCCAGGACCAUCCAAGUUUGGCCCAGGACCAUCCAAGUUUGACCCAGGACCAUCCAAGUUUGACCCAGGACCAUCCAAGUUUGACCCAGGACCAUCCAAGUUUGGCCCAGGACCAUCCAAGUCUGUGGCCAGAACAAGUUCCAAGGACAUCACGAUAGAAGUUUAUCCGGGGACCUACGCUGUCACAGUGGGGUCCCCUGACGUAACCACAACGCACAUGGUGGAGGUUGAUUCAGGACAAAUCAUUGAUCUGAGUUUUCCCCUUUAACACUGGUCAGUGCCCUUUUUAAAAAUAGCAAAGAGAAUUCAACUAAACCACGAUGUGGUUUCUCUUAGUCAGUAUUUAUACACAAACAAUAUAUACUUGUAGUGCCAAUCAAACAGGUCAGAUCUCCUAGGAACUCUGAUCUGUCUGUCUUGGGGACUGUUUUAACCUGAAUGCUCUAACAGGGGAGAGGAAGAAGGUAUCUCUUGCCUUCCCCCAGCCUGAAUGUGAGGAAUAAUGUGCCUUAAAAAUACUUGUUUGUAAAAUUGUGAUUGUUUUCUUUUUCCCUAUAAAGUUAAUCAUGGAAAUAAA
Molecule: messenger RNA, 1361 nt
Organism: Dromiciops gliroides (monito del monte)
Lineage: Eukaryota; Metazoa; Chordata; Mammalia; Microbiotheria; Microbiotheriidae
Gene: AKIP1
Product: A-kinase interacting protein 1
Exons: 6
Coding region: 183-1052 (289 amino acids)
Biological process (GO): regulation of non-canonical NF-kappaB signal transduction
Cellular component (GO): nucleoplasm
Source: RefSeq, a predicted model, not a curated record